Messenger RNA from Anguilla anguilla (European eel), 6416 nucleotides. It is a transcript of the gene nhsl1a, whose product is annotated as NHS-like 1a. NCBI's taxonomy places the organism in Eukaryota, Metazoa, Chordata, Actinopteri, Anguilliformes, Anguillidae. The record is from RefSeq and is a predicted model, not a curated record. Gene Ontology annotation, biological process: cell differentiation. Bases 534 to 5093 code for a protein of 1519 amino acids. The transcript has 12 exons.
UGUGUAUGUGGUGUGUGUGUAUGUGUGUGUGGUGUGUGUGUAUGUGGGCCAGUGGUCUGCCCUAGCAUGUUGUUGGCAUGCCGGGCUGGAGAUUACCUGUCUGCACCAUCUGUGUGGCCGUGUCCUGUUUGGAUCCGGGCCAGGACAUGUGGGGUAAUCCAGUUACAGGAUUAGGAGGGGUGAACAGACACCCGCGGCAAACCCUUCACACAGGGAGUGUGCUAAACCGGUAGCAUCCACCCGCACACCACUCAGCACUCAGCUUUGUCUUUAUAGUAUGUUCCGUGGCGACGUGGGUCACUAUGGAGACCGGGCUGUAGCUACACGAUGAGACGUCUUUACUGGAACCCUUAAAAAUAAACCCUGGAUUCUGUCUGCUUGCGCGUUCGGAGUGGAGGAUCGCUGGUGUCAGGCACUGCCAGCCUGGAGUCUCUCAUCACACAGCUGAGUUGGAACUCUGAGGAAGGAGGAGGGAGAGGAGGAGGAGGAAGAGGAGACACGGAUAGGGCACCACUGGGUGGCUCAGCAGCAGCAUGGCGCAGGUGCCCUGCCUGCCUGCAGACCCGGCUCUUGGGUGCUGGCACAGGAAGUACUACGAGGAUGAGGACGAGCUGCUUCCUCUGUACGUGCGCAACUUGAAGCCCAAGACCGAGGGCAGCCUCCGCCGCCGUCUGCUCUCCGCAAAGAUCCACCAGAAACAGGACACCUUGUGGACCCCCAAACCGCUGGCUGCACACCCCCUGCCCCGCCCGCACGGCCUUCCGCCGAGCGCUGUGCCCAACCCCCCCUCUCGGCCCAGCUGCACCCCCACGCACGCCUUUCAGGACACCACAGGCAUUUGGUUUAUGAAGAAACGCAGGUUGCCAAACCUGGAGAACAGCAGUGGGACCCAGACCUGUAAUCUGCUGAAAGGAGCACAGUGUCCAUAUGGUGCUCAAAUUAAACAGAUAAUUCAGACUAAAAACGGGCUGACUCACUCUCAACAGAACAAUGGUAUUCAUCACUACCACCCUCAAAUCUGUCAUGAAAUACCUGAAGAAGAAGAGGGAGAUCUAAAACCCAUCUCACAGCUCCCUGCUUUUCAUCUUCACAAAGGAGCUGUGUCUAACCUGGAUGAGGAGCGCAGAUGGACUGUGCACUACAGCGCCCCCUGGCUGCAACAGGAGAAUGUGCUCCAGAACGGCACCCAGCCCACCUGCGUGGAGGACCUGCGUGGCCAGGCCAAGGUCCACCUGAAGCCCGUUCUCUCAGAAUGUGACCAGCUAAACUGGGAUAGGUUCCACAGCUCAUGGUACUGCCCCCCAGACUCCACCCUUUCCACUGCCGACCUCUUACACAGCACCUCACAAAGAGACCAUGUGGAAGACAAGAAGCCCACAGGGUCCUCCACAGAGGAGCCUCCGGAGUUCUCCCCCAGACCACGGACACCACUGAAUGGAGACAGCGAUGAUCCCAUCUGGACAGACUGGAGCCAAACCCUGCCACUGCCCACUCCCGAGGAGAGGAUGAGACAGCAAGCACAAACUGUUCCCGCCCACAUCGUCCCCAUCAACAUCACAGGGGAGACGUUUGACCGGCAGGCCAGCAUUCGACACUCCUUGGUUACCACGGAUACUGUGGGGAGUCGCCCAAAAGACAGGCGGAGGCUAGUGAUACCUGUCCCACAGGACAUCCCAGAGGAAGCAGUGAAGACAGGGCAGAGUGACCUCCCUGGACACUCAGCGUCCAGCUGCAGUGUGACCUCACCAACAUGUCACCCACAAACCAGUGACUCCAGCUGCUGCAGCGUGUCCUCACCAACAUGUCACCCACAAACCCGCGACUCCAGCUGCCAGACGGAGGAGGAAAGUAUGGAUGAAGCGGAGGAGAGGAUAGCGGCUCCACCUCUGCGUGGAAUACGAGCUCAGAGAGCGCAGGGCAUCUCAGCACAGCUGUCCAACAUGUCUGCCUCCUGGUCUGGCAACAUCUCCACCAGCACAGAACACAGUGCUGAGCCACAUUUCCACAGCCUGCCUCGCCUCUCUGCCUGCCACACAAGCGCCAUCCACUGCCUGGAGGACCUCCCUGCUGGCAUGUUCCGUGGCCAGAGCCAGCUGGCUGGGAAUGGGCGGGGCUGUCCUAAUGCCCCACCUUCUGCCCCGCCCAUCCCAAACCCCCUGCCCCCCGAGUCCCAGCCCACACCCCCUUACCCGACAGACGAAGCUCUGAUCACCCCUCCACCCUACCACAGCCCCUGCCAGGUGGGAAUCACCCGCAGUGAGUCCAGCCAAUCGGACGCCAGCAGCAUCGUGACUGCAGACCAGUGGGAGUAUGACGGCCUACCCAGCAGCCCCCUCUCAUCCCGCUGCUCCAGUCCUGUGCAGCCGGCGGACUCUCGCUCGCUGUGCUCGAUGGGCAGCGAUGGUGGCUCCGCCCCCGUGGGGCUGCGGUCGCUCAGCUACAGCAGCAUUGCAAGCGACCCGCUGAAGCGUAGCGUGUACCAGUGUCGCCAGCACCGCAGCUAUGGCGACUGCAGCCAUGGCGACCGCGCCAGCCUGUACAGCAACCGCUCCCUGCGGCGCAGCAUCUCCCUGCGCAAGGCCAAGAAGCCGCCGCCUCCACCGGCCCGCUCCGACUCCCUGUGCAGACCCCCGCCCACCGCCAUGCCCAUCACCGACUCCCUGUGCAGACCCCCGCCCACUGCCAUGCCCAUCACCGACUCCCUGUGCAGACCCAUGCCCACUGCCACGCCCAUCACCGAUUCCCUGUGCAGACCCCCGCCCACCGCCAUGCCCAUCACCGAUUCCCUGUGCAGACCCAUGCCCACUGCCAUGCCCAUCACCGACUCCCUGUGCAGACCCCCGCCCACCGCCAUGCCCAUCACCGACUCCCUGUGCAGACCCCCGCCCACUGCCACGCCCAUCACCGACUCCCUGUGCAGACCCAUGCCCACCGCCACGCCCAUCACCGACUCCCUGUGCAGACCCCCGCCCACCGCCACGCCCAUCACCGAGUCCUCAUGCAGAGCCCCGCCCACUGCCACGCCCAUUACCGACUCCCUGUGCAGAUCCCUGUCCACCGCCACGCCCAUCAUCGAGUCCUCAUGCAGAGCCCCGCCCACUGCCACGCCCAUCACCGACUCCCUGUGCAGACCCCCUGUGCAGACCACCGCCAUCACCAGCAUGCGUGGCAUCCAUGCCUCCUACGAGGACCCUUGGGUACUACGCAAGUGUAGCCAGUCUUCAACCUCUGGCUGUGGCUCACCUGCCCCUGCCCCACCCUCACAGAGCCCCGCCCCUGCCAUGCCCCCAUGCAGCCCCACCCCUACCACUCCCUCACAGAGCCCCAGCAGCAGUCUGCAAUCUGAGUCUUGGUGCUCCACAGAAUCUCUGGCAGUGAUUGCUGUGGCUACCACUGCCUCCAAUGGUGCGCUGGCCUCCUCUCUCUCCAUUGGCUGCUCCACCCAGCAGGAGCCCAUCGCCCCCGCCCAGGACAGGGCCAAGCCCUCAGUGCCUGAGAGGAGGUCUUCCCUGCCUCUACCACCCUCACCCCCACCACCUCCCUACUGCACCUCCAACACACCUCCUCCACCCCCUACCCCCUUCUUCACCUCCAAUACACUACCCCCACCCCCUCCCUCCUACACCUCCAACUCACCACCCCAACCCCCACCCCCCCCUCUGAAGGCCCUGGAAGAGCCCUGUGAUGCAGAUAAGAGCAUGUGCAGGCAGAGACCCAUCCCACCCCAGCUUGCCACAGCCCGAAUGAAACAGUGGAGCCAUAUGGAGCAGCAGGCCCUGGGGGACAGCUCCAUGCAGAAGGCCCUGGGGGAGAGCUCCAUGCAGCAGGCCCUGGGGGAGAGCUCCAUGCAGCAGGCCCUGGGGGAGAGCCCCAUGCAGCAGGCCCUGGGGGACAGCUCCAUGCAGCAGGCCCUGGGGGAGAGCCCCAUGCAGCAGGCCCUGGGGGACAGCUCCAUGCAGCAGGCCCUGGGGGACAGCUCCAUGCAGCAGGCCCUGGGGGAGAGCCCCAUGCAGCAGGCCCUGGGGGACAGCUCCAUGCAGCAGGCCCUGGGGGAGAGCCCCAUGCAGCAGGCCCUGGGGGAGAGCCCCAUGCAGCAGGCCCUGGGGGAGAGCCCCAUGCAGCAGGCCCUGGGGGAGAGCUCCAUGCAGCAGACCCUGGGGGAGAGCCCCAUGCAGCAGGCCCUGGGGGAGAGCCCCAUGCAGCAGGCCCUGGGGGAGAGCCCCAUGCAGUGGGGCCGUAUGGAGGAGGACAGUGAGUCCAGCAGCUCCACUCCACUGGGCUGCAGUAGGGAGUCGCUCCUCAGCGAGCUCUCCACUGGAGUCCUGGAGGAGCUCCAGUUCCCUGACCUUGCCAUCCAGGAGCAAGAGCUUCCCCCAAAUCUCAGCAGCACUGAAGCAGCCAGAGACGCAGACUUACACAGCAGUGCUACUGGGUCUGUCAGCCCCAACGAGGAAAGGAAUGCUGAUGUGUUUGAAGAGAUGCUGGAGGAGCUUCUUACCCCCAUGCCCCCUUGUACCACUCAGGAACUCUUUGUCGCCAUUCACAGGUCCAAGAGGAAAGUUCUAGGCCGGAGAAAGUCUGAGGAGGAGCAGGUAUGUGGCCAGCCCCCCUCCCUCCCUGCUGCACCCACGGGCCCCUCGCUUCGCAGCCUGCGCAGAUGCACGUCCAGCUGCGCCGGCUUCAAGGUGCUGCUGCUACAGAAGGGCAGUCGCGCAGGCUCCGCCCCCCGUAUGUCUGCUGCAGAGAUGCUCCGCAGCUCCGCCCCCCGGUUCCAGCGCGCCCAAUCCCAGCCUGCUCUGGCCCCACUGGACCGCUGGCCCCCCACACCGCCCCCUGCUGCCCAGAGGAAGUACAGCAGCCGCUGCUGCCUCAUCCAUCAGCACAACAUCCAGCUGAGCCAGAUCCCAGAGUGUAGUACUCUGGAGGACACAUUCCCCCUCUGGAGACACGCCCAUUCUCCCAUCUCAUCUUCUGCUCCCUCUCCCUGCCCACUCCCCCAUGGUGGGGGGAUGGAAAUUGGGGUGCUGGUCUCACUCAUGUCCCAGGGGACCCAGGAUCGGGACUGGCGCACUGGAUUCUGUGAAUUUAUCUGAAUCUGCAUUAUUUUCUGCCAUUGUUUUCUAUCAUUUUAUUGGAUAUAUUCCUGAAGGUGUAAGCAAACCUGUGUUAGGUGCUUUAGUGUUUACUAAAAUCAUUUGUCUUUUCUGUUUCCCCAAUUUCCAAAGUAACACCACAAAACGCUCUAUUUAUAUUUUGGAUGUUGAAAGGGGUUUAAUUAAAAGCAAUAUGUGAGUCACCUAUUAAUGAGAACUUGAGUUGAUAAAGCAAGGGCUAUUACCACUAUUGCAGUAACAGUAACACAGCUUCUGCCCUAUAGAAACACAGCCUCUGCCCUAUAGAAACACAGCCUUUGCCCUAUAGAAAUACAGCCUCUGUCCUUUUGAAACACAGUCUGUGCCCUAUGGAAAUACAGCCUCUGUCCUUUUGAAACAGCCUCUGUCCUAUAGAAGCACAGCCUCUGUCCUAUAGAAACACAGUCUCUACCCUAUAGAAACAGCCUCAGUCCUAUAGAAAUACAGCCUCUGUCCUUUUGAAACACAGUCUCUGCCCUAUGGAAAAACAGCCUCUGUCCUUUUGAAACAGCCUCUGUCCUAUAGAAACACAGCCUCAGUCCUAUACAGCUGCAGUUGUUUCUGUUAAUUCACUGAUCCUGCCUGAUCCAUGGCUUCCACUUUGUUCCCCUCACUUUAGCUUUAGUAAAGAAGAUAUUCUCCAACAGCAUUUUCCAUUACUUAAAUUAUAUGAAUUAUCUUCUUAUUUGAGUGGAUGUUAUGAAGUAUCACAUAAGAGCAAUAGUGAACCACACUGUGCAAUAGUGAAUUACUCUGCAUUAGUGAGCUAGGGUGUGCAGAUGUGAAGUGCACUAUGCAAUAGUGAAUUAUAUUACUCAAUAUUAUAUUAUUCAAUAUUGAAUGUAUUUUCACAUCUCCAAAACUAUUGAUUUAACCAAACUCUAUGUAAUUAAGUUAUGUCUAUAUGCAAAUUUAGCAUGUCAUUUUAAUAAGACUUGUAAGACUUGAUGUUUUUAUUGAUAGUUAUAGAUGCCCAUGUUGUCAAUAGGCAAUCAUUUAUUUCAGAGAUUCAAGAUAAGGUAGAUGCUCUGAGAAUCUUUUAAUGUAUUGACAAGGUUUUUGUGGGGUAUUCUCAGACAGACUUGUAUUAAGAGCCUGUUGUAGGUUUUUUUUAAGAUGCCUGACUUGUUGACUAGUCCCUCCACCCGAUGGGCUGGACAGCAGUGCUCCUAUCGGUCACUCUAGAGGUUAAUUCAUAAAGAAGCCAUUUUCUCAACUGAAAUGGAACUGAAAUUGAAAGAAUAAAAAAACACAAUUAUAAGAAUAAAAAUACUCUGAAAUUCA